Symsagittifera roscoffensis is the source of this 1449-nucleotide messenger RNA. RefSeq lists its product as uncharacterized. Lineage: Eukaryota; Metazoa; Xenacoelomorpha; Acoela; Convolutidae. The coding region runs from base 300 to 1409 and encodes 369 amino acids. The record is from RefSeq and is a predicted model, not a curated record. The transcript has 4 exons.
UCUAAAGCCAGUUAAAACUUACUGCAAAUGGUUCAAACUUACUUGCUAUAACAGCAAAUUUUGUUAAAUUAAUCUUUAUAAUGCAGAUGACCAGCCUUAUUUGUAUAUAGUAAUAGUAAUAGAACAGUACCAAACCACUUUUUCAAUUCUUGCUCAGCUGAUUUUUAAAAGUGUUCUACACGAAGCUUAAGUAUAAAACAGAACUCAACGAGACUUCAACGCUUUUUGAUUGAACAUUGUUGAAUUUAUAAUAUGACUUGAGGCUCGAAAUCAUUUUCUAAAUCGAUUGAAAACAUAUUAUGAUGGAACCAAAAGUCACCCUGAAACUUCCGAAGAAAGGAAUAUUAAUUCGUCAUUUGGAAACGCCAGAGGGCGAUAAGCCAGAAGAACGAGUGAGAAGUCCACGAACACUGGAAUUGAAAAAGCAGCAGAAGUCAGUGUUGAGACAAUUCAGAAAGCUGUCACCGUUGUGUAGUGCUGUAAGGGAGAAGUUUCACGAAAAGAAAAAGAUAGAGAGCACCGCUGAUUUGUUCAAGUCUACCGAAGACACAAACAUUCUUUUUGGACCUGGUCACACGUAUUCAAAUAACGCGGCCACGAACAAGUACAAAACUAGAGGAAGACACAACCAAUGUGAGGCUAACAGGUCACAUCAGGUCUUGACCUUUGAACCCUUCCCCGAAAUGGAGGGAAACUGGCACUUGCAUCGACAGUCGGAAUGUUCAAUUCAUUUCCGACCGGGUACAGGGCACAGUGGGAGGUCUUCACCUAGACCUCCGACUAAUCUGAGUCGGAGGUCAUCACUCGCAAGUCGCAUCCAGUCUACAACUUUUAGAAUGAAAAGUAACUACUUGAAAAGCAAAGUGGCUUCGACAGUGUCCAAACACAUGGCAGAAGUGAACGCGUCUCUCCAAAAUGGUCCAAAAGAACACUUGGAAACUUUUCUAGACUCACUAGAUGCCGAAGUGAAAGCAGGCGAAAACCAACAGAGCGCACCAGAUGAAAAGUUACCGCCAAAAGUUAAUGGGCAGGGAGAGCUUAAGACAGAUGGAGAUACUCAAAACGAGGGUGCCGAUCUGACUAUUCCCUAUUCGGGAGAAGAUCUGAAACAAUUCAUAUUUGGGAAUUCCGAUUUACCAACAACAAUAACAAGUCAGAAACUCCUGCGACGACCUAUGAACCCGAUUGUGAAACCAACAGUUCUACCAAAAUUUGACUUCCCCAAAUUCCGACCCAGUCCUUUUGGUUCGGCACAUCGAGGAGCCGAGUCUUACUCGGGAAAAUUCCCGAUCUCAGUUCGUGAAAUGAAGCUGGUACCGGAUUACAUGAAAGAAACUCCCAUUCAGGCGAUAAUGCGACUACCUUCUCUGACUAAUAAUAGAAGUACUGUGAAUAAUUUACGGUCUUAAUUGAUAUGAUUCUGAUACAAACUUUCUUAAACUAAUUAAA